Messenger RNA from Cylas formicarius (sweet potato weevil), 2253 nucleotides. It is a transcript of the gene Gnptab, whose product is annotated as N-acetylglucosamine-1-phosphotransferase subunits alpha/beta. The transcript has 8 exons. The coding region runs from base 481 to 2232 and encodes 583 amino acids. Gene Ontology annotation, molecular function: UDP-N-acetylglucosamine-lysosomal-enzyme N-acetylglucosaminephosphotransferase activity. Lineage: Eukaryota; Metazoa; Arthropoda; Insecta; Coleoptera; Brentidae. Gene Ontology annotation, cellular component: Golgi apparatus. The record is from RefSeq and is a predicted model, not a curated record. Gene Ontology annotation, biological process: carbohydrate phosphorylation; N-glycan processing to lysosome.
AUGCUUCGCAAAAACAAGCAAACUAGUUCGGUGUGGUGUUAACGUUAUAGAUAUUUGGUUGCCAAAAUCAUAAAAGCGUAAAAAACGAAAAAAAUAAAUUACCGUUAUAAACUCUGAAAAGGUGCUACUGGUCGAAAAUGAGAUUUCGAAUGACCACGAUUUUGGAGAAGGUCCAUGCAACAUGCGAUUUAAAAUCUCGUUUUUAACGAGCCUGCGGCAUUGAGCAACCAACAUGGCUGCUGACACAUCGUUAAUAUGUUUGGAUGAGACACUUUUAUGACAGUGUUUUCUCAAAAUAUGCCCAGAUCUCGAUAAACGUUCUGGGAAAACGAGUUAAGUGUAUGGAAUCGCUGCUUGGAAAGCAAAUAACGCAAAGUGCAGCUUAGCCUAAUCUUGAAGCUGGGCAAAUGCAUUUACGAUGAACCAAUUGAUGUGGUGUAUACUUGGGUUAAUGGUACCGACCCUAGGUUCCUAAAUGAUAUGCAUUUUUACCAUAAAUUACAGGAUUCUAACGUUGAUAGUUCCAAAAAACGAUACGAGGAUAAAAAUGAAUUAAGAUUUUCUUUACGGUCUUUGGAAAAAAACGCACCCUGGGUAAAUCACAUUUAUAUAGUAACAAAUGGGCAAAUUCCGCAUUGGUUAGAUUUAAAUUCUGGAAAAGUUUCGAUCGUGACCCACAAUCAAAUAUUUAAAGACACCUCCAAUUUGCCCACCUUUUCUAGUCCUGCUAUCGAAAGUAACUUACAUAGAAUACCUGGUUUAUCUGAUAAGUUUAUUUAUUUCAACGAUGAUAUUUUUCUCGGUCUUCCAACUUAUCCAGAAGAUUUUUAUAUUUCCAAUAAGGGUUACCUUAUUUACUUGGCGUGGGUGGUGCCGCAAUGUAACCCCAAUUGCCCGUGGAUGUAUGUGAACGACGGGCAAUGUGACAAAGCGUGCAAUAACGUGAACUGUCAGUUCGACGGAGAAGAUUGCGUACAUAACAUGGGGCAGUUUCCGAUCGUUAGCUACGAAGAUUCCAGUUUCGUGGACAUGGAAAAGCAGAAACUAAACGAAUUUGAGGAAUUUAAAAAAAAGGUGCAGCAAUUAUUCGACAAGAAAGUUUACGGUAGCAUACCUAGAAAGCAAUACCAAAGCGAGCACAACAAGACUGAUAAAGUAGCUUUAAUUAAAAACUUAACGAACAUAAUCAACGAACAUAACAAUCAAGUUAUGCGCAAGAACAAGGUACAAAAUAGGAAACAGAGGUCGGUGCGCGAGAAAUUAAGCGGUGGCAGCGGAUCUUUCAAUAUCGACGCUUAUAGUGAAUCGUUGCAGUACACAAAUCGGCUUUUUAAUAAGAAGUAUGGGUUUAAGGUUAGGAAGGUACCGGCGCAUGCGCCAAUUCUAAUAGAAAAGGAAAUCAUGGCAAAACUGCAGGCCACUUUUCCCACAGAAUUUGCGUUGACUGAACGGAACAGAUUCCGGAGGGCAAACGAUAUGCAGUUUUCCUUCAGCUAUUAUUAUUUUUUAAUGUCGGAAAAAAUACAAAAAACCAGCGGCGAGAUUUUUGAUGACGUCGAUACCGACGGGUCUGGAACUUGGUCGGACAGGGAAAUAAGAAACGUGCUAACAAAGAUGUACGAGUUGCCUUUGAGUUACGAAAUCGUAGACGGUUUCGAAGCGAUUCUGAUUAAUUGCUCUGAAAGACAAACGUUCAAUAUCUUAUCGACUCCACCUUACGAGAGAUAUAUCGACUCGAAAUUGCCAACAAUAACGAGGGACAUGGUUGUUGAAUGCUCCCACUUGAGCCAAAUACUUCGAACCAAAUUUGGUUCUGUACCAAAGUAUAAGUAUGAAAUUAUUAAAAGUUCAGAAAAUGGACACGUGACUUUUCGUAUGUUGCGAUCCAACAUCACGGACGUCGUCAUUCAAUUGGACGAGAUCAGAGAAGAACUGAAAAAAUUCAUAUGUCUGAAUGACAAUUUGGACGAAACGAAGUCUGCUGAAAAUGAAGUAAUACGAGCCAUUUUAUACGACUUCUACCUGUCCUUGUUUCCAAAUCCGAGCAAUUUCGAGCUCCCGGAAGAGUCUCGAAACAGGUUCCUCUACAUGGACGAGCUCAACGAUUGGAAGACCCACCACUAUAGGGUCAAAGUAUUAUUAUGUCUUACGAUUUGUUUCCUGAUUUUUGCCAUGUUUUUUGGCUUACUUAAAAAAAGUUGUUGCGUCUUGUUUAAUAAAAUUUUUUGUUAAAUUGGAGUAUUUUUAUUAUUU